UUAAUAAAUGAACCUUUUGGAAAAACUAUCUAAUAUUAUCUCUCAUAUUAUCCACUAAGUCGCAACAGGUUAUGAGCAUAAUCCAGAUUAUAUGAGAGAUUAAGAUAACAAUUGAAACAUGGUUACAGUGAAAUCUCAAUUAGAGAAUCUUGCUGAAGAUAGUCGAGGCAGAGUAAACUACAAGUCAUGGAAGUUCAAGUUGAAUCUAAUCUUAAAAACGAAGGAUUUAUUUCAAGUCGCAACUGGUGUUGAGGCUAGGCCGCGCGGAGUAGAGACGGAAGCAAUAGUCAAGGUUUGGUUGAAGAAGAACAUCGAAGCUCAAUCGUUAAUAGGAUUAAAUGUAAGUGGCGAUAUAGCAAAGAAAAUUUGUAAUUGUACGACUGCGAGUUCGAUGCUUAAAAAGUUAGAAACAUUGUACAGAAAAAAAUCAGAUAUUACUAUUGAAAGUUUGCAAAGAUUAUUUUUUAGUUACAAGUACGAUGAAAGUAAGUCUGUCAUUGAAAAUUGUAUGCAAAUCCAACAAUAUUCUGAUAAACUGACUGCUGAAGAUGAAGAAAUUAAAGAAAGUUGGAUUAUGUCCAGAAUCUUAAAUAUGUUGCCACCAAAGUUAUAUCAUUUCCGAACUUGUUAGGGCUGUAUUAACAGUGGAGAUAAAAAUUUAAGUAAACUUUUUGAACUUUUACGUUCGGAAGAAGACAGAUUAAAUGAAAGCAAAGAUGCAAGUCAAAUUGGUCAAAAUGCCUUAAUAUCAAAGCAGACAGGAAAGGAUAGUAAAACACAAAGUCAAAAAAUUGAGUGUCAUAAAUGUGGAAAGGUAGGCCAUAUAAAAAAACAUUGUAAAUGAACCUUUUGGAAAAACUAUCUAAUAUUAUCUCUCAUAUUAUCCACUAAGUCGCAACAAUUACAUUCCAUUGAUAUAGAAUUGGACAAUAAUUGAGAAUAUUUUUUUCUACAUGGAAGUGAUUUAAAAUUGCUCUAUUCUACGGAUACAGUUAGACCAAUAAAUAACUAAUUAUUCUCAAUUGUAGACAUCAGUUUUGCAGAAAUUCUAGACGCAUUUUGCUACCUGAGUUGUUAGACGAUUGGCAGAAACUGACUUUCUUAUGAGCUGGAAAAGACGCCAUCCACAUUAUUUUCACCAUCAGGUUAUUCUGGACCUAAUGAGUACAAAAAACUUUCAAACUCAACGUUUACUCUUACUAAGAGACCGAAAGAUUAAUUUUUCUGUGUCCAAAAUGAGAAUGGGAUAGCACAAGUGCAAAAAAUCAUAAAAAUAGAUGGCAAAAUAUUUGUUAGCUGAUGUUUGCGAUGGCAUUGAUGACUUUUUUGAAAAUCCCAUACAAUCAAGGAAGUUGGGAAUUGAAUUGAAUGGUGGAAUAAAAUUUGGUGAUUGGAACCGUACAAAUGUUCCUCUUUCAUUAAAUAAUAUUGGAGGAAAGACAUGAAAGCAUUUGUUGUAUUGGAGUUCUCUCCUCCAGAUGAAAGUGGAAUGCCAGAAGUAGCUAUGGCUCCAUCGUGCUGGCUUAUUUUAGAUGAAAAGCAAUGUUAGUGGCCUUAGCGCCUAAAGUCAGACUCAUCCAGAAAGCUGUUUCUGAUCAAUCGAACCCUAAUAAAGACUAUGAUAAAUGGCCAUUUAGUGAAAUACUUCAUGAAUAUGAUUUAUACUUAAAUGCUGUUGAAGGCGUAAGGAAAGGCGUAAAUACUACUGAUUUGGAUUCUGCCAAAGAAGAUGAUCGUGUCAAAUCUUCACGAGGGCGAAAAGUUUUUAGAAAGCAGUUGUUCACGAGUGAUAGAAACAAAAAUUAUUCUCUCUCAAAGCCAUCUAUAAAGGCAUCACCAGUAUUACAAUUUCAUGGUUCUGAUUAUGAAGAAGGUACGCAGAGUUCAGAUCUUCUUCCAACAACUCUUCUAACAAAGAAAGCUCAAGUUGAUCCAACUACAUCCACACUAAUGGUGUCACAGAAGCAGUUACAAUUUCCUGUGAAACGUACAUCUCAAAAAAUUUCGUCUUUGUCUGAUAUGCCUAAGAAAGAAAUCCAGAGAAGCAAGUUUCAAAAAAAGCAGUCUACUGUCAAAUCACUUGAGCAAGAAACAUUGUCCAGCCCUCGGACAACUACGUCCCAGUCUUCGAGAAAAUUACAUCACAAAACCCAUAUAGGACAAUACGUCCUUAGGAUCCUAACAAUAUCCAAGACGGCUCAGGACAUUUACAGGACAUUUUAAGAUAUCAUUAUAAAUGUAUUUUAUGAA
Messenger RNA from Pseudomyrmex gracilis, 2250 nucleotides. RefSeq lists its product as uncharacterized. Bases 1543 to 2223 code for a protein of 226 amino acids. The transcript is spliced from 3 exons. The record is from RefSeq and is a predicted model, not a curated record. NCBI's taxonomy places the organism in Eukaryota, Metazoa, Arthropoda, Insecta, Hymenoptera, Formicidae.